UGUUUUUUUUUCUAAAUAAAACAAUUGCAUGAAGAUGAUGAGUCGCAAGCUAGCCAUGCCUCUGCUGGGGGUGCUGCUCUGGGUGAUCUCCAUCCACGCAGGUACCUUCGAAACGGCUACGCUACUACCCCCUCCCUUAACAGGUACAAGCCGCACUUAUACCCCUUUUAUCAUAGACCCUAUAUACCAGCGUGUGUUUAUGUUUUGAUUUGUUUUAAAUUCGAUUCAAAAGUCAAAAAAUAAGCACACACGCAAACUGGAGAGCAAAUAAAAAUCAGCUAAAAGAAAUACAAAAAGCUGGUAACGUUUGAUUGUUAAUUUUGUCUAGUGUUACAACCGUUCUCUUUUAGGUUGUUUAAAAAUCACAGAAUUUUUCUAGUUCUGUGCUUAUUAAUGGAAUACAAUUUAUUUGUAUGCAAACAAAGGAUUUUAUCCUGUUUGUGAUUUUGUAAAUUGAGGCUUCGGGCCGAGCAAAUCCAUCAUCCGAAACCAUUGCGAUGUCCCAAAAAUCACCGAAAAAGAUCUCAAUCGUUCGGUUUCAUUCGGAAACAGCGUAAUCAACCGAAUGCUUCGACUCGAAACAAACCUGGGAUGGUCCGACGUCCAUGUCAAGAAAGGUACGCCAUCUUACGGCCAACUCAUCGCAUCGCAUCCCGACGAAGAGGCCUUAAAGCAAGGCCGCGAUGCUUUGGUCGCCACUAAGGCCACCAUCCAACUCAUGAACAUAUUCUGCCACAAGCACCAUUUGAGCCCUACCGACUGCUCUAAGUACAUCAGUUCGUACUCCCUCGCGUCCACACCGCUCGAGUCCUCGUGUCAAAAACAACACAAGUCGUGUUCCCAAGAGGAACUCCUCUCGCCGUACCGUUCCUUUGAUGGUUCUUGCAACAAUGAGCAUGAUAGCCCCCGAGGGGCGGCUUUCACCGCCUACCGGAGACUCCUCCAAGCCGAGUACUUGGACGGGAUCCAAGAACCCCGACGCGCUGUUAACAAAAAACAACUACCAUCGGCCCGCCUUGUUAGUAGUACCUUGAUCAAGGAGACCGAUGAAAGUCAUUCCGAUUUGACUCAAGCGGUCGCUCAAUGGAGCGAAUUUAUUGAACACGACUUGAGUCACACAGCUGCGAAUAAGAUGGUUCACAGUGAUAGUACCAUUGAGUGCUGUACAUCGAGUGGUAAUCACUUGUCGCCACGGUACAUUCAUCCGUUUUGUGCCCCCAUUUCGGUACCAAACGAUGAUAGGUUCUACGCCCAGCAUGGUGUGGACUGCAUGUCUUAUGUUCGCUCGAUAACAGCCUUCCGUCCCGAUUGCACUUUUGGUCCUUUAGAACAAGUCAAUCAAGCCACCCAUUUCCUGGAUUUCUCACAAAUGUAUGGUACCACUGGGAAGAAAGCGGCCAUUUUGCGCACUUUUGACGAAGGCCAACUCGAUUUUACCACCAAACAUAACAAAGUUUUUCUUCCGGUCUCCCAUCAUCCAAGCGAUGAUUGUCAAUUGAGUGGUGACAAUUCUGUUUGUUUUCUUUCGGGGGAUUCGAGGGUUAAUAUCCAACCCCAGGUGACUGCGAUGCAUACAGUGUGGCUCAGAGAACACAAUCGAGUUGCUAAAGUCUUGUCUGAGCUUAAUCCAGCCUGGGAUGAUGAAACUCUCUUCCAAGAAACGAGGAAAAUUGUAACCGCAGAAAUGCAACAUAUCACUUAUCAUGAAUGGUUACCGCUUGUUUUUGGCAAACAUUACUUUAAUAAAAUUCAAAAGUAUAACAAUUAUGAUGAAAAUGUUAAUCCUUCGGUGAGUAAUGCUUUCGCAACGGCGGCUGUCAGAGCUUUGAAUUCGCUCAAGGAUGGAAAGUUGAAUGUGUAUAAAGAGGAUCGUCUAGUCAAUACUUCGAUCAAUUUACGUAACCACUUCAACAAACCUAGUGUUGUUGAAGAGCCUGACUAUUUGGAUGGCUUAGUUCGAGGCAUGGCCACGCAAUCUAGUCAACAGCUGGAUCUCAAAUUUCCAGAUGACAUAUCAACUCAUUUAUUCUCGAAUGGCAUCUUCGGCUACGACAUCUUCAGUCUAGACAUCCAGCGGGGGCGCGACCACGGUUUGCCCCCUUACACCGCCUACCGCGCUUUAUGCGGCCUCCCCGAAGUCACCCAAUUCAAAGACCUCUCCGACGUCAUGUCACCCGAAGUCAUCGAAUCCCUAUCACGUGUCUACAACAGCCCACGUGACAUUGAUUUAAUCGUCGGUGGAAUUGCCGAAAAACAAACCGGGGAUUCCCUCUUCGGUCCCACAUUUACCUGCAUCGUCGCUGACCAGUUUUUGCGAACAAGGCGUGGCGAUCGCUACUUUUACACCAAUGAGAAUCAACCGGCGCCUUUUAGCAUCGCCCAAUUACGAGAAAUUGAAAAAGUCACUCUGGCGAGGAUUUUUUGCGAUAAUGGGGAUGAUAUCGAGAUGAUGCAACCGGAGGUGUUCAAGAGGAUUAGCGAUAGUAACAGACUGAUGAAAUGCGAUUCCGGAGAGAUUCCAAAAGUCAAUUUGAAGAUGUGGAUGGAUAGUAGGAGGAAAUACUAUUAGUGCCUUAAGACAUUAAGGUAGCAUCAGUUCAAGACUGAUUUAUUAUGGCUGUUUCAUUAGAUUUUAAGUUUUUUUAUGAGAAAGGAAAUUUCUUAAUUUACUGAGAAUUAGUUACAUAUCUUUAGUAACAGUAUUUAUUUCAUAUUGUAUAGUGACACAAAUUUUGUAAUGCUCAGUACAUAAAAAUUGUGCAAUUCUAUUUAUUGUAAAAUGUAACAUAUUCUUAAGUUUUUUCUUAAGUCAAACUAUAUUAGUUUGACUUUUAUCUAGUAUAGAACAAUUUUAUAUCGAUGUAAAAAUUAUAUUGUACAAUAUUACGUUUUCUACGUGGUGGAACAACAAAAUAAAAUUAUUA
Molecule: messenger RNA, 2924 nt
Organism: Tribolium madens (black flour beetle)
Lineage: Eukaryota; Metazoa; Arthropoda; Insecta; Coleoptera; Tenebrionidae
Product: peroxidase-like
Exons: 8
Coding region: 566-2569 (667 amino acids)
Biological process (GO): response to oxidative stress
Molecular function (GO): peroxidase activity; heme binding
Source: RefSeq, a predicted model, not a curated record